AUGGGCAAUGUCGACGUAAUGAAAUGUGACGGUAAGACAAAACGAAGUUUUAUAUUGCAUAAUAAUGAGCCUCAAGAAAAAAUUGCAGAUCAUAGGCCCAAGAUCAAGAAGAGAAAAUAUAGUCGAAAAGGAUGUCAGGAAUGUAAAAGAAGGAAAAUGAAAUGCGAUGAAAGCAAACCGUCCUGCAAAAAUUGUAUCAGGCUAACUAAGAAAUGUAUCUAUAACGUGAAAGAAUUCAAGUUUGAAACUAUUGUUAAGGAGACAUCCGAUAAUGUUCAAGGUAAUGUAAACGAUUAUUGCCAAAAUUCAAAGGGACCUGGGAAAGAUAUUCAAAUGAGAUUUUAUAAGCCUUCAGAGAGUUUUACUGAUAAUCACAAGCCAAAAUUUUUGAAUGAAAAUUUAUCUAACUUAAAAGAAGACCAAAUUGUUGCACAUCCUGUAAUCCUAGACUCUAAUCAUACAAGACACAUGGUCAUGGACACGGCUUUUAUCGACUCCUCAAAGAAAAAAGUAAAUUAUUGCGAUUUUAACUUCAAUAGCCUGAAUAAUGAGAUUAGAAAUGAUUCAAAUGACCCUGUCACUGACAAGAAUGGUGUCAUUGAAAUGCAAGGUAUCUUCGACGAAGCUAUGCUUUUAAUUAAUGAACUUAAUAACAUAUUGGGUACUGAAAAAAUUGAGAAUGUAAAUAGCAGUGGAGAAGUGCUAGGCGACCUUUUCAAGACUCCCGAUAUAGGAUCUCACAUAUUUGACGGUAAUCAUUACUCACCAAUAAAAGAUGAUGGUUAUUUUGAAUUUAACGAUCUCAAAUCCUAUGAUGAUUUAAAUGAUAAUGAGUCAAGCCUGUCAAAUUCGAAUUUAUUAAAGGAAAUUGAGAUCCAAUAUAAUCUAUCACAGUUACACAUCAAGUAUUUAAACGCACUUGUGAAAACAAACAUUUCUUAUCACAUAUUUCCGUUUGCAUCUUCGAUUGAAUCAAAUGAGGUCAUGAACUUGCUUUUAGUUCAUCUGAGGAAUUGCUCGUAUCUUUUAGCUGCUCUUUUGACAAUCUCGGCAACUAUACACUAUAAUCAAACUCGAAAUGAUGAUCAUGCGUUGUUCGGGUCUAAUUGUACCAUAAUUUGCAUGAGGCUUUUAAAUGAGGCAUUUGCAUCCGGUGAUAAGCUAAUUCUGGAUUCAGAUAAUGAAAUAACAAGUCUAUUACUUACUGAUCUAGUUUUGGCUUCAAAUUUCACUGCAAUGUAUCAAGUAAAGAAUUCAAAUAUUGUCACCUGGAAAACACAUCUUAGAGGGGCUAGAGACUUGUUGAUAAGAUAUUCAUCCUUGACAGAAUCUAAGAAUACUCAACACGUUUCAAGUGGGUUAGCAUUAGCAAAAACAUGGUUUUUUGCAAUCGAAUCCACCGCAGGAAUUACUUCCACAAAGGGCGGAACACUCACCAAGGUUAAGGAUGUAUGCGUCGAAGAUAGCACAGAUGCAGAUGUCAAUUACGGAGGACAUGCCGAUCUUAUAUUUAGUGACACGGGAUAUUUUUCUAAGGAGCAUAACCCACAGUUUCAUUUUGCACUCAAAAGACUGAAACUAUUGAUAACCAGCCCCGUAGACUUUAACUUAUUUCUUGGUUAUAGUAUGAACGUCGUACGAUUGACACACGAACUAAUGCAAAUCCUAGACUCCUUAAGGUGCAACAAAGAAUGGCAGCUAUCAGUAGAUAGCUUUGCUAAACUAAUGGCAUUAAUUUACAGAGCAAGGGAAUUUGAGAUCGUUCCUAACGUUUCAAAAAAUUCAUUUAUUAUUCCACAGGGUAGUCCAGCACACCCAGAGAAUCCAAAGAGGUCGUUGGAGCUCCCAGCAAGUGCGUAUGGUAAAAUCACUGGACCUAGUGGCAAUGUCAUAUACUAUUCAUGGUAUGAUAUAUCUGAGCAGAUACAUGUUGACUAUCAAUAUAUGAAGUUAUUGAUAGGGAAAGGAAUGCUUCAUCUUCAACCGAGCCACCCUUUGGUAAAGGAUUUGACUAGGAGGAUUAUGAGCUAUUUGUUCUUCGUGAGAUAUAAAGACCCAUCUUAUAAGAAUAACUACUCCAACGUUUUAGUUGAGACUCAGAACUAUUACGUUCUUGAAAGCGAGUUUGAUACUCGCUGUGUAAUGAUUCAAUCACCUUUUAAGAUAUGUGCCAGACUCAUAGACAAUGAAUUGGAAUUUGAGAAACUAGAGCUUUUCUUUUUGGGCCUUACAAAGCUUGGAAAUGGUGGUGCUUAUUCAGUAUUAUCAAUGCUUCAAAAAACAAAAGAGAACCUCGCUUCGAAGACCACUUUUCUGAAUAACCAACAACAUUUGACUUCUAGCAAGGGCCCUGAGAAGGAUGAAAUUGACGAUAUUGUAUGCUUUAGCUAG
Messenger RNA from Priceomyces carsonii, 2391 nucleotides. RefSeq names its product Lys144p (gene LYS144). The record is from RefSeq and is a predicted model, not a curated record. Gene Ontology annotation, biological process: regulation of transcription by RNA polymerase II. Lineage: Eukaryota; Fungi; Ascomycota; Pichiomycetes; Serinales; Debaryomycetaceae. The transcript has a single exon. Bases 1 to 2391 code for a protein of 796 amino acids. Gene Ontology annotation, molecular function: DNA-binding transcription factor activity, RNA polymerase II-specific; zinc ion binding.